Molecule: messenger RNA, 806 nt
Organism: Atta colombica
Lineage: Eukaryota; Metazoa; Arthropoda; Insecta; Hymenoptera; Formicidae
Product: calcium and integrin-binding protein 1-like
Exons: 5
Coding region: 1-555 (184 amino acids)
Molecular function (GO): calcium ion binding
Source: RefSeq, a predicted model, not a curated record
AUGGGUGCAGGAAAAAGUCAGUUUACGGAAGAAGAGCUACAGGAUUACCAGGAUUUAACAUAUUUCACCAAGAAGGAAGUCUUAUACGCACAUCAGAAAUUCAAGGCGCUUGCUCCAGAAAAAGUUGGACACAACAAAAACGCGAAGCUGCCAAUGUCGAAGAUCUUACAGUAUCCUGAAUUGAGAGUGAAUCCUUUCGGCGACAGGAUCUGCAAAGUCUUUAGCUCUAGUCAGGAUGGUGAUUGCACCUUUGAAGAUUUCCUGGACAUGAUGUCUGUGUUUAGCGAUGCUGCUCCGAAAGCUGUGAAGGCUGAGCAUGCAUUUAGAAUAUUUGAUUUUGAUGGCGAUGAUAUGCUCGGUGUGGGAGAUUUACGUCAAGUAGUUGACAGAUUAACUGCACCCCAAAGAUUAAAUGAUAGUGAUAUGCAGCAGCUUCUUCAGUAUAUCCUUGAUGAGGCUGAUUUAGAUGACGAUGGUGCGCUCAGCUUUGCUGAAUUUGAACACAUUAUAGAGAAGAGCAGUGACUUUUCUAAGAGUUUUCGCAUUCGUUUAUAAAUGUAUUAACGAAUAUGCCAAUGAAAGACUGAAUAUUAUAAUUGAAAUUUAAUUAUGACUUGGGCCUAAUUCAAAAGAGAAAAAAUUAUGAUCGACGUUACUGCAGAAUGUGCCAAGAGUCUAUAAUUUGGCCUAAGUCAGAUGAUGAUCUCUUUUAUUUUCAACCGAGCUUAUUUAUAAUAGAAAAAACAGAUGAAACUACGAAACGUUUAGAUCUCUUAAAAUAUCGUAUAAUAUGCCAUAUAAAACUG